AAGUUAAUCAUAAGAAAUAAUAUUUGACUUAUUUUUUACAUUUGCAACAAUUACGCACGCAUAGUAAAUUUAAAAAUAAAAUGCUAGCUCCGUCCCUGUCCAAUCUCAAUAUUCUAAUUUUAAAUAUUCUCUCCAAAAAUAGACAUAAAUACCCCAUAGUUGAAAUUGGUCCCUAAAAUGCCUCCCCGAUCAUUCACACUGUCACAACUCAAGACCCACGUUUGUUUGUAUCGCAAAAAUUCAUUUAUCCAAUUACCUACAUCUUGAUGAGACCAACUAUUGUCGUAAUGCCAAGUUCUAGUUCCCAAAACGGUAUUGGUUGUUGUGGAUGUUUUAGAUGUUGUACUUGUAUCAAUGUGAACUUUUUGAAAACAGAAAUUGGUGUUGUGAAAGCCUUAGAAGUUAUUUUAGGAAUGAUUUGCCAUUCUCUUGUGCUAAACUUUGGAACUCAGUAUGCUGUAACGAUAGGUUCAUCAUAUCAAUCCUUUCUCACAAUAGCUUCAUGGAGUUUCAUGACAACAGGUUUACUCUUAUUAUGUUACAUUUGUUCACCUAGAUCUCUUGGACUGAUUAGACAAUCUUUAUUUGAAACAGCUUUCAAUUCUAUAGCAGCUUUCAGUUAUAUUACAAGCUGUUCUUAUUUGGGAUAUGCUGUAAACAUGUUUUUACAACCACUUGCCCUAAUGUCUUCUGCUCUACAUGCUUAUCCAGCAGUUAGUACAGCUUAUAUUUUGGGAACUUUUGUAGGCCUGUUAUAUUCAUAUGAUGCUUGGAAGUCAUGGACAUAUUACAGAAACUUUAUUUGAAUUUCCCUAAUUGAUCUCUUGGUAUUUAUAACUCUUUAUCAACCUCAUACCAUCAGUGAAUUUUAUUUUUUGGACAUGUAAAUAUAUCAUCAUGAGUGCAAUAAUUAUAUUAAGACUGUAUUGUAAAUAACUGAGUGAAUGAUUUGAUUAUGAUUAUUUCCUCUGAUUAUAAUUUUUAUUAUAUGAAUGUAUUUAUAAACAUAUUAAUUGAAUUUUAAUUAUUUAUUAAUUAAACAACAAAUAAAUA
This is a messenger RNA of Harmonia axyridis, 1053 nucleotides long. RefSeq names its product protein singles bar (gene sing). The transcript is spliced from 4 exons. NCBI's taxonomy places the organism in Eukaryota, Metazoa, Arthropoda, Insecta, Coleoptera, Coccinellidae. The record is from RefSeq and is a predicted model, not a curated record. The coding region runs from base 267 to 806 and encodes 179 amino acids. Gene Ontology annotation, cellular component: membrane.